AUGCUUCGAAACUCAGCUUCUCUCUGCCGUUCACUUGUAGUCAUCAGUAAUGCUGGACGCUGUGCAUCAGCGGCAGCAUCUGGAGCUCCUGCUGGCAAACGCAUAAAAACUUUCGAAAUUUAUCGGUUUAAUCCUGAGAAGCCGGAAACAAAACCGCAUCUUCAGAAAUUCGACGUUGAUUUGGAUCAGUGCGGUACUAUGGUCUUAGAUGCUUUAAUUAAAAUCAAAAAUGAAGUUGAUCCAACUCUGACUUUUCGACGGUCAUGUCGUGAGGGUAUUUGUGGAUCUUGCGCCAUGAAUGUAGGAGGACAAAAUACAUUGGCUUGUAUUCGCAACAUUGACACCGAUACUAGCAAAACGACCAAAAUCUAUCCCUUACCACAUAUGUACGUAGUAAAGGACUUAGUUCCAGACUUGAACCUAUUUUAUGCACAGUACGCAUCAAUUCAACCAUGGCUGCAGAAGAAAAAGAAGAUUAGUAUAGGAGACAAGCAACUUUAUCAAACGAUUAAGGAACGCGAGAAACUGGAUGGCUUGUACGAGUGUAUUUUAUGUGCAUGCUGCAGUACGAGCUGCCCUUCAUAUUGGUGGAACGCUGACAAAUAUCUUGGGCCGGCAGUGCUUUUGCAAGCAUACAGAUGGAUUAUCGAUUCUCGUGAUGAUUUUCAUAGAGAACGGCUAGAGCGCAUGCAAGACGGUUACAGUGCGUUCAAGUGUCACACCAUCCUCAACUGUACGAAGACUUGCCCAAAGCAUUUGAAUCCUGCAAAAGCGAUUAGUGAAAUUAAGAUGUUGUUAACUGGUCUCAAAGAGAAACCUGCGGCAGUAGCGGCUCCUGCAGGAUUUUAA
Enterobius vermicularis (human pinworm) is the source of this 849-nucleotide messenger RNA. The record is from the annotation of a GenBank genome assembly. Lineage: Eukaryota; Metazoa; Nematoda; Chromadorea; Rhabditida; Oxyuridae.